Molecule: messenger RNA, 5648 nt
Organism: Notechis scutatus (mainland tiger snake)
Lineage: Eukaryota; Metazoa; Chordata; Lepidosauria; Squamata; Elapidae
Product: ephrin type-B receptor 5
Biological process (GO): ephrin receptor signaling pathway; protein phosphorylation; axon guidance
Cellular component (GO): plasma membrane; dendrite
Molecular function (GO): transmembrane-ephrin receptor activity; protein binding; ATP binding
Source: RefSeq, a predicted model, not a curated record
CAAGACAUCUCCCGUCCCAAGCCAAAAGAUCUGGACUGGCCGACAGAUUCCGGAUUGGCGAGUGGGAAAGGCCGGGCCAGAAAAGGGGGACCCGGAAUCCCUGCAUUGGGCUAUGAGAACUCUCUCCGAGGAUUGCUUUAGGAGCCCAGACAACAGGCUGGCUGGGCGGCCGGCUGGCAGGUUCCCGUCUCGCGGAGGCGCUGUGGAAAGGUUGCUGCUGGCGAGAUCCUAGUGAGUGGAUCGUGGAUCCCUUUGAAGGGAUCCCACGAAAUAUAUAUGUCUGAGCGAGAAAGAGAAAGGGGAGCGGCGAGAAACGAGCGAUCGGAGGAAUACUUUUCCAGGAUCUCAUCUCCGCCACAGAUUUGAGCGACCCUUCUCGGCUUUUCUUUUUCCCGGAGCGAUCCUCCCACUCUGAUAGAGCAUCCUGACCGCACCAGCCAGAGCCCUUCACAUCUUUUCAUGAGGAGCUGCCUGUGCUUUGGGAUAUUUAGACUUGUGGCCUUUCUUGUCCUCUGGAAUAUCUGUUGUGGUGACUCUGGUUUAUGGAAGAUGCUGGAAGCCCUGGAGAAACGAAAUGGAUCCUAAAACCAUCAGGAAAACGAAGGAACAAGCAGUGAUAAUGGUUUGGCUAUGGAUAAUGUGCCUUUUUGGCCUAGCAACUUCUCUAGAAGAAAUCCUUUUGGAUACAACAGGAGAGACCUCGGAGAUUGGAUGGACGGCCCAUCCUCCUGAAGGGUGGGAUGAGGUGAGUGUCUUGGAUGACAGGAAGCAUCUGAUUCGAACCUUUGAGGUAUGCAAUGUUGCUGAGCCGGGACAGAAUAAUUGGCUGCGCACUCAUUUCAUAGAGCGUCGUGGAGCCCACAGAGUUCACAUACGCCUCCGCUUUUCUGUCCGUGACUGUGCCAGCAUGAGGACUGUGGCUUCUUCUUGCAAAGAGACUUUUACCCUUUACUAUCAUGAAUCAGAGGCUGACCUAGCCACUGCUGAGCAUCCGGAGUGGCAUGAGGGCCCCUGGACCAAAGUGGAUACAAUUGCUGCCGAUGAGAGCUUCUCUCAGGUGGAUAGUUCUGGGAAGGUGGUGAAGAUGAACGUCAAGGUGCGAAGCUUUGGGCCAUUGACAAAGAGGGGUUUCUACUUGGCCUUCCAAGACUCUGGUGCCUGCAUGUCUCUGGUGGCUGUCCAAGUUUUCUUCUACAAAUGUCCUGCAGUGGUGAAGGGUUUUGCCUCUUUUCCAGAGACAUUUGCUGGAGGCGAAAGGACUUCUUUGGUGGAGGCACCAGGAACCUGUGUGGCUGAUGCUGAAGAAGCCAGCAGUACUGGCUCCUCUGGAGUGAAGCUGCAUUGCAACGGGGAAGGCGAAUGGAUGGUGGCGAUCGGAAGAUGUGCCUGUCGGGCUGGCUAUGAGCCUAUGGACAGCGAGAGAAUCUGCAAAGCUUGUCCCAGAGGCACCUUCAAAGCAUCGGUGGGAGAUGCCCCUUGCAGUCCUUGCCCUAUGCACAGUUAUGCUUCCAUCCCGGGCUCCCGUGAAUGUGCCUGCCAGACUCACUAUUACCGGGCUUCUUCAGACGUCUCAGAUGCCCCCUGUACCAGCAUCCCAUCAGCCCCUCGGGAUCUCAGCUAUGAAAUUAUUGGAUCCAAUGUCCUCCUGACUUGGCGUCUCCCAAAGGAUCUGGGUGGCCGAAAGGAUGUUUUCUUCAAUGUCAUCUGUAAAGUGUGUCCGAAUGGCUCUCCAGGACCUUGUGUCCGUUGUGGGGACAGUGUUCAGUUUGAACCCCGGCAGGUGGGGCUGACCGAAAGUCGAGUGCAAGUGUCCAACCUCCUGGCUCGUGUUCAGUAUACUUUUGAGAUUCAAGCAGUCAACCUUGUGACUGAACUGAGCCCAGAUUCUCCCCAUUAUGCUGCCAUCAAUGUCAGCACCAGCCAAUCAGUCCCUUCUGCUGUCCCUAUGAUGCAUCAGGUGAGUCGCACCCCAAGCAGUAUCACUUUGUCCUGGCCACAGCCUGAUCAGCCAAAUGGAAUCAUCUUGGACUAUCAGCUGCGCUAUUUUGACAAGUCAGAAGAUGAGGACACUUCAUUCACCUUAACCAGCGAGACUAAUAUGGCCACCAUCUCCAGUCUAAGCCCAGGGAAGAUAUAUGCUUUUCAAGUACGUGCCCGGACAGCAGUGGGUUAUGGGCCAUAUAGUGGAAAGAUGUAUUUCCAGACUCUUGUAGGAGGUGAGCGCUCUGAGAUGGUGCAGGAUCGAUUGCCACUUAUUGUAGGCUCAGCAUUGGGUGGAUUGGCCUUCAUGGUAAUUGCUGCCAUUGCCAUCCUGGCCAUUGUCUUUAAAAGUAAGAGACGAGAAACUCCAUACACAGAUCGCCUGCAACAGUACAUAAGCACUCGGGGCCUUGGGGUCAAAUAUUACAUUGACCCUUCUACCUAUGAAGACCCCAAUGAAGCCAUUCGGGAAUUUGCCAAGGAAAUUGAUGUAUCUUUUGUCAAGAUAGAGGAAGUUAUUGGAUCAGGAGAAUUUGGAGAGGUGUGUUUUGGCCGCCUGAAGCCACCAGGGAAGCGUGAAUACAUGGUGGCUAUUAAAACCCUGAAGGCCGGCUACACCGAUGAGCAGCGGCGGGAGUUCCUAAGCGAGGCCAGCAUCAUGGGACAAUUUGAGCACCCAAAUGUUAUCCGCCUGGAAGGUGUGGUCACCAAGAGCCGCCCCGUCAUGAUUGUCACCGAGUUCAUGGAGAAUGGCUCUCUGGAUUCCUUCCUCCGGCAAAAGGAAGGUCAGUUCAGUAUGUUGCAGCUAGUUGGCAUGCUGCGAGGCAUAGCAGCCGGCAUGCGUUAUCUUUCAGAUAUGAAUUAUGUUCACCGGGAUUUGGCUGCCCGCAAUAUCCUGGUCAACAGCAACUUGGUUUGCAAAGUGUCCGAUUUUGGCUUGUCAAGAUUCUUAGAAGAUGAUGCUUCAAACCCAACCUACACUGGGGCCUUGGGUGGCAAGAUUCCCAUUCGUUGGACAGCUCCAGAGGCUAUCCAGUACCGUAAAUUUACAUCCUCAAGUGAUGUCUGGAGCUAUGGCAUUGUAAUGUGGGAAGUCAUGUCCUAUGGAGAGAGGCCCUACUGGGACAUGUCCAAUCAGGAUGUAAUCAAUGCUAUCGACCAGGAUUAUCGUCUUCCACCACCUCCAGACUGCCCUACUGUUUUGCACCUGCUGAUGUUAGAUUGUUGGCAGAAAGAACGGGUCCAGAGGCCCAAAUUUGAACAGAUAGUCAAUGCCCUGGACAAGAUGAUUCGCAAACCAUCUGCUCUCAAAGCGACGGGCACAGGAAAUAGCAGACCGUCCCAACAUUUACUGAGCAACUCACCCCCAGACUUCCCUUCACUCUCCAAUGCCCACGAAUGGCUGGAUGCCAUAAAGAUGGGACGUUACAAGGACAACUUUGACCAAGCUGGCCUGACUACAUUUGAUGUCAUCUCACGCAUGACUUUAGAAGAUAUCCAGCGCAUUGGCAUCAGCCUGGUUGGUCACCAGAAGAAAAUCCUCAACAGCAUCCAACUCAUGCGGGUCCACCUCAAUCAGCUUGAACCUGUUGAGGUCUGACAAACUGAGCACAGUCCAUUUUCCCUUUUAAACACCUGGAGAAUCAAAUGAACAAUUUUUUUUGCUGUCAAAGACAGACAGAGCAGUCCAUUUCAGGCAUGGAUGGGGGCACAGGAAACAUUGCACUCCACUUCACAAACCAGAGAAAAAUUUAUAGAGAUUCUUUGCUUGUUUUUCUUUAUUUUUUUAUUAUAACUUGAAACACUACAAAUCCUGUGUCAUUUAGAGAUGGGUGGUAUUGUACAUUUGGGGUGGGGUGGGGUGGGGUGGGCUGAUAGAACACAGGGUAGAGCUGAAAAAGUACCUUUGGAAUUGGAAAUGCACUCACCGCCACUUCAAUGCCAACGUAUGGGAUUGAACCCAUAACAGAAACAGACACCUCAGAAGAUUAUACUUUGGACUAGCGGCCUGUAAACAGCCAGUUUUUCAGCUGGAGCAAACAAGGUUGAGUUUAAUACAGUGUUGAAAGACUGAGUUGCCAAAAAAAGACCCCUAGAAAGCUUUUGUCCAGCUAGUAGAAUUCGGUGCUGAGAAGAACAGGGGCUCCAGUUUUUUCUUUUAGGCAGUUUUGGUUAAACAAAGCAAGACAGUCUGAAUGCUGUCUCAUCAGGUAGUGCAUUUUGGAUGCUGUUCAAGUUGGCAGAAAUGGACAAAUCCAGACCACGGGACAGAGUCUAGACCAAGGACCUCAAGCUUGCAGCCUAGGAGACAACUACCACUCUCCAAAUCAUUUUCUGUGUCCGGCCAAAGUCCAUGCUUUGUAGGUGCUGAAGACCUAACCCAGCAAGGCCAGAGCACUGAGCACCAAGGAGAAAAAGAACAGCCCAGCAACUACUUCAGCUCAAUGACCUCACAAGUUCUCCUUGUGGGCGCAAGUUUCAUAGGACACGCUCCAAGUCUCUCUUGCAAGCAGUGCAGCCCUUCUGAGACCCCUAGUUGCUCUCACAUUGCAUCAUGGAUGCUGUUUUCUGAGAUGGUGCUAAAUUCGGCUGGUGGGAGCAGCAAGGAAGCAAAGCACAGCCAGAAAAAGAGGUCAGGAGGCUGGGACUGGGGGAAAAAAGGAGGAGGCAGUUGAGAGAAGGGUUGUAGCUGUCUGCCCAUCUGUCUGAUGGGGGCAUAGCAUGGGAAGGACAGAGGGAGGGCAAGCAAGCAAGACCACAGGAGAGAAAAGGAGAGGAGAAGUGGGGAGGGGGAGACCAAAGGAAAGAUGUCCCUCUUCAGCAAGCAGAGAGAAGAAAGAAAGAAGGGAUUGGACAGCUCUUAAUAGGAUGGCUUUCCUACUCUAUAUCAUCCUACGUAUGAUCAUGAAGAAAUAUUGCAUAUCAGCGCAGUAAUAAAAACCAAAUAUUGGUGUUCUAGUUAAUGAAAAAUGCUGCCAGCUAAGUAGCCAAAGUGAAAUAGCUGUUUUGCAGCACUAUUUUGCAAGGAGCUCUGUUUCACGGUACUUUUUAUAUUUAAUAAAUUUAUGUUUAAUGGCGCAAUACUCUUCAUUUUUUACUUCCUAGAUACUUUUGAAUCACGGCAUGAGAAGGCUUGAAGGGUGAGGCCCUCAAGCUAAUAAACUAAUCCCACGCAGCACUCAUCUGAAGUGAGCUUGAGCCCCUGGUCUAGAUGUACCGCAGUUCACGUGAAUGGGAUUUGCACUGGAUAACUUUGUUGUGUAUUGGGCCCCAUAGUAAUUGGUAAGAGCUUGGUGGGAGCAUUUGGAGUUUUAGUCUUAGGACCCGAAGCAUUUUGGGCCACGCGUGGAUUGUGUUUGAUCCUCUGAUAGGAUGUCAACAGCCUAGUUGAAGUAAGAGUAGGUAGCAGUACAGUAUGUCUGUCUCUAGGAAGAUGAAAAGUCCUUCUUUGCGAUGUCCAACUGGAUGUGGAGACCACAGAAACUGAAAUAAAACAUUUUACCAAAAAUACGUUGAUAAGACUUUGUUUGAAUGUGGGAUUACAUUGAUUUUCUGGAAGUUGAAAGAGAGCAGAUGGUUUGCACAAAUAAAUGAUUGAGGAUCUUGCCCACAUUGAGACAGGCUCCAUUGAGAACACAGGGAGGUGAAUGUGAAGCCUUAUCUCCUCC